This is a messenger RNA of Rotaria sp. Silwood1, 1842 nucleotides long. The record is from the annotation of a GenBank genome assembly. NCBI's taxonomy places the organism in Eukaryota, Metazoa, Rotifera, Eurotatoria, Philodinida, Philodinidae.
UCGGUCACGGCACCAAAUUGUUAGCUCGUUUCGUCGAGCGAUCGAUAUCUGCGUUUUAUUUAAGAAAAAACAUCAUAUAUAUAUAAACAUGUCCGUCACGUACAAUAAUUCCAUAACAAAGAGAAGAAAAGAAGAGAAUAAAGGAAAACAAACAAUAACAUAGAGAGAGGUAGAAGAUACUAGAAAAUACGAUCGAGGGUUGGCCGCUAACAAAUGCCUAUGCUAAACUAUUGCCUAACGAGAGUAAACUACCAAUGGCAGCACCUCAAUUUCUCUGUCAAUAUUCAAACAUCAGCGAGUGCCUACCCAUAGAAGGACAGGAUCGGGUAAAUAUCAGGUGCCCCACAACGAAUGACUCUCGCAGUAUUUUGACCAUGACUUUUCCUUACGUGCUCAAAACAUACUGAGAGGCUCAUUCACUAUAGCGCACGCAAUAGAAUGCUGUUGUAUUCAUGUAAGGUGGAUGUUGUCCUCAUAGUUUACAUUGACAAUUUGGAACCCCACCAUUCAUCCAGUCAUUCAUCAUGCUCGUGUACCUGUUACAAAAGAAUAUUUGAUUCGCGAUCCAAUGGGGAGCACUGUUCCAGCCGAAGUACGAAUGUACAUGAGAUCAUUGUGGAAUAUCUAUUAUGUUCUAUAUUAGUAUCUCUCGAUUCCAAACACCACAAAAAACAUUCCUGGUCGAAAGAGUUCUGCUCAAAACCAGCACAUAUUCACAACUUCGUUGCCUGCUCUUGGUUUUAACACUUAUUAUUUCGAAGUUAAAAGUAAAAUCACUGUUUAACUCAUCCGUUUUUUGACUGGCUGAUAUAAUAGGUGGUGAGAAAAUCGAGGAGAAAAAGGUGACAACGACCCGAAACAAAGCUUGCACUUUGGAGAACGAAGUAAGAGAUGAGAUUGCGCUAUAAAAUCGAAUUGAGUUGCCAUUGGUAGCAUCUCCGAGUCGAAUUUGACGAUCAAGGCAAUUUACAUCAGAUCAUCAAUUUGGAGCAGCGCAUUGCAGUACCAUUCGCUGCUCAAGGUUUCUACUGGUACACAAGUAAGUGAGUUCUAGCAUGUAAUGAGAAAAUGGAGUAAGACUUCACCCGCGCAAGGUGCAAGUUUCUCUACAGAAGCGUCCAGUCGACUUUCACUCAAUGAACGAAUAAGAGAAAAAACUGAAACUUUUGUACGAGCUGAUUAUCUGUGAGAUGAAUCACGAAAGAAUUCUUUAAAAAAUUCGCAUUUGUCUACUGAAUUUUACGUAUAGUCCGUACACUGACGAUACGAAAACGUUAGUAGGUUUGAUGUCGUUCGUUUCUUAAUUCAUUUUCAAGGUUUCCCAGGUAACAGUUCUCUUCCAGAAUUUCAAGCAUCAGGUGCCUACGUUUUCCGACCGUUGACAUCGGAGACACAGCCAGUGAGCACCACUCGUGCGAUGUAAGUGGCUCAUAGAAAUGAUUUUCGCCUAUUUUCAAUUAUAAAAUUAGAACGUGUACAAAAACGGAAACAGUGCAAUCUGCUAUGAUUGUAUUCAAUGAAUGGGCUAGUCAAGAAGUGAGCCUCUACCGCGAAAUGCCAACUGUUGAAGUAGAAUGGACAGUUGGACCCAUUCCGAUUGAUGAUAAUGUCGGUAAGGAGAUUGUUGUACGAUAUGAUACCGAUAUUAAAAGUGCAUCGAAAUAUUAUACGGAUGCCAAUGGGCGUCAAGUACUCGAACGAAUACGUGACUAUCGUCCAACAUGGAAUUAUUCCAUUGUCGAAAAUGUCAGUGGUAAUUAUUAUCCGAUAAAUAGUCGCAUUUGGAUCCAAGAUGGCACACGCCAAUUGACUGUACUCACAGGUAAUAAUGAUAAUGACUAA